GAAAAAAAAAAGUUGAAAACAAACCAAAACUUCCCACUCAUUCUUUCUCUCUCUCUCCCAUACAAUUUAAUGCAUCUUAACUCCUUUAUUGAAAUUUGAAACUCGAGUCUCUCCACAAAAACGCAGUAUUAAAUGCAGCAGAUGAAACCUCACCCACCCUUACCCUUCAAAAAAAAUUAAUCCCAUCCUAACCCCUUAAUUUCCUCCCUCAAUUUCUCUUUCUCUCCCUCACAAAUGGAGAAUUCCCCUUUUUCUCCUCCUCCUCUUCCUCUUCCUCUCCCUUCUCCAUGUCCUCUCCACACAGUUACUUCACCAACCUUGGCCUCGGCUACUCCAUAGCCAUAACCCUCGCUUUUCUCGUCCUCCUCGCCACUCUCUUCCUCUCUUUCUACCUCUGUUGUCGCACCAAUCACAACAACAACAACAACCUCAACAACAACAAUCCCAACAACAACAAUCCCAACAACUACACAGAAGGCAUCGUUUUGUCACGUGACAUCUUCAUAUCUGAAACCGAUGAAGAAAACCAACUCGGCGAAGAAAACACUGUAAUCGGUCUAGAAGACAACGUAAUAAACUCGUACCCGAGGUUUCAAUUCAACAGAGACAACGCUACCGUAUUAGGACAGAACACAACAUGUUCUAUUUGUUUGUGUGAGUAUAAAGAUUCCGAGAUGCUGAGGAUGAUGCCUGAGUGUCGUCAUUAUUUUCAUCUCUGCUGUCUUGAUUCGUGGUUGAAGCUUAACGGUUCUUGUCCGGUUUGCCGAAACUCCCCGCUUCCAACGCCGCUAGCUACUCCGCUUCAGGAGGUUGUUCCGCUUUCUCAGUACGGUGCUGAUCGGAGACGAAGAAGGUGACUUUUUUUUUCUUCUAUAAUUAUAGUUAGAUUGAAAAUUAUUUUAGUGAGGGAUUGAACUGAGGUGAUGUAUGAAUUAUUAGAGUUUUGAGUUGAGGGAGAGGAUGAGAUUUAUAUUUGGCUGUUUUAUGUAAGAACCUUAGAAAAGAACAUUGUAAAGUCCAUUGCUAUCUUGUUGCAGUUAUUGCGUUGCGCCCACAAUAAUGCGGCAGUUGCAGCAGCAUUAUAAUGCAUUGCAGUUUUGUCGA
Lathyrus oleraceus (garden pea) is the source of this 1104-nucleotide messenger RNA. Its product is annotated as RING-H2 finger protein ATL67. Lineage: Eukaryota; Viridiplantae; Streptophyta; Magnoliopsida; Fabales; Fabaceae. Gene Ontology annotation, biological process: protein ubiquitination. Bases 288 to 857 code for a protein of 189 amino acids. The record is from RefSeq and is a predicted model, not a curated record. The transcript has a single exon. Gene Ontology annotation, molecular function: transferase activity.